AGAGAGUACGUGGCAGUGACGUCAGCGGGCCGCCUUCUCUGUGGCUUGUUUGGACGUUCGGCCCGGGCCGGUUUUCGGAGCUGAGGAGUCAGGCGGCGCCGGGAGCCGUGUUCGGGUCCGCGAGGCCGCAACUGGGUGAAGUGACUUGUUUCGGGCAGUGCCUGGGUGGAGCAGAGAGAUGAAGGCAGGGACGGAUGUCUAAAUGGUGUGUGCUGGACAGCAAUGACAGGGCCAUCUGAACUCCCAUUUUAGUUGGCACAGUGUCAUUGGGGACAAUAACAGAAACGCUUUCGAGACUGGAAUGAUCUGAAAGAAGGAAAAGGAUUCGUGGGGGGUAAGAUGCGGCUGAGCGGGUGGCAUCAGCAUCACUGGCACUCUUCUCUUCGCUGAAGCACCAGGUUAUGAGCCUCCAUGAAUACGAGGAAACGCCACGGCUCUAGAAACACUGACCAAGGUGUUUACCUGGGACCCUCCCAGACGCAGGUUCUGCCCCCUCUCACCGCCGCCGCCUCUGCAGCCCCUGUUGCGCCUCCUCCGCCCCAGUGGGACACCAUGUCGUGUCAAGACCGCACCCAGGAGUUCCUCUCCGCCUGCAAGUCCUUGCAAAGCAGACAGAAUGGGGUUCAGAUGAACAAGCCAGCCUUGAACGCGGUGCGGCAAAGAAGCGAAUUCACAGUCAUGGCCAAGCGGAUUGGGAAGGACCUCAGCAACACGUUUGCCAAGCUAGAGAAGCUAACGAUCCUGGCCAAGCGGAAAUCUCUCUUUGACGACAAGGCAGUGGAGAUCGAAGAACUAACCUACAUCAUCAAGCAGGAUAUCAACAGUUUAAACAAACAAAUCGCACAACUGCAGGAGUUUGUCAGGGCCAAAGGCAGCCAGAGUGGAAAACAUGUCCAGACUCACUCGAACACGGUGGUGGUCUCACUGCAGUCCAAGCUGGCAUCCAUGUCCAAUGACUUCAAGUCGGUCCUGGAAGUGCGGACAGAAAACCUGAAGCAGCAGAAAAGCCGGCGAGAGCAAUUCUCCCGCACCCCAGUGUCUGCCUUGCCUCUGUCUGCCAGCAAACUGGGCGGCUCGGCUAUGCUUCAGGAUGAGCCCCGGCCCUCGGGAGAUGUGGCCAUCGACAUGGACAGCCGGACCAGCCAGCAGUUGCAGCUCAUCAAUGAGCAGGAUUCAUACAUCCAAAGCCGGGCAGACACGAUGCAGAACAUUGAGUCCACCAUAGUGGAACUGGGCUCCAUAUUCCAGCAACUAGCACACAUGGUGAAAGAGCAGGAAGAGACCAUCCGGAGAAUCGACGCCAACGUGGAAGAUGCCCAGCUCAAUGUCGAGGGCGCGCACACGGAGAUCCUGAAGUACUUCCAGUCCGUCACCUCCAACCGGUGGCUGAUGGUCAAGAUCUUCCUCAUCCUCAUUGUCUUCUUCAUCAUCUUCGUGGUGUUUCUGGCCUGAUGGGGAGCUGCCUCCAGCGCCAGCCCCCUUCUGUCCCCCUCCUCCUUCCUCGGAGCCGCAGCGGGCCCCGGACUGUUCUGCCCUCUUGCAGCUGGCACGGACAGGAGUCCCCCGCCGUGUGCCCGGCGCCUGAGGGACCCGUCCGCCCGCGUGGUGACUUUUGCGGCGGCUCACGGCCUGGAGCGGGGGUGGGCCCCACCCUGACCAGAGUGCAAUAGCAUUUGGACGAUGCUGUGAAGGGCUUUGCCCCAAUGCCCCCUCCCCAACUGGGACGCGACCCAGGGCGGGUGUAGCAGGACCAGGAUCUCGCAUCUCUUUCCCUACUCCCUGUAUGGGCCCAUCUUCUGGGACUCGAAUCUGUUAGCCCCUGCAGUCGUCGUCUGUUUUUAGAAGUAUACCAACAGCAUCUUGCAGUCUCCCUUUUGCACCAUGUUAGGGAAGGAGCUGCAUCCCUGGGAUUCUGCGGCCGCCCUGCCCUGCCCUGCGCCUUUCGCCACUUCCAGAGGGCUGUGUAGAUCCUCUCCCUGCCGCCUCCAGCAACUAAUAGCAUAUUUAAGUCCCUUUCUUGCGACGCUGGGGAUCGGCAGCUCCUCCGUUCAUGGCAAGCCGGCAGAGCGGCUCUUCGAGUCCGUCCGGCUUCCACAUUUUUCUUUUCCCCUUCCCCUAGAAGGAACCCGCUGACUCUCGGCCAGAGUCCCUUCGUGGCCUCGCCAUCCUGCCUGGUAUGGGAGGGGGCUGAGAUGACUGGGCCUUCUGGCGGCCGCUGGGCCCUGAAAACACACUCCGCCUCCUGCGUGCCGCGGACUCGCUCUGCAGGGCAGGCGUUUUGACCUCCGGCUGCCUUGGCCUGCAGCUUGCAUGAUCCCCAUCCUUAGCUAGGGCUGACGGGAGUUGUGGGCCAUUGCCAACCCCUC
This is a messenger RNA of Varanus komodoensis (Komodo dragon), 2366 nucleotides long. It is a transcript of the gene STX5, whose product is annotated as syntaxin 5. Gene Ontology annotation, biological process: intracellular protein transport; vesicle fusion; endoplasmic reticulum to Golgi vesicle-mediated transport. Gene Ontology annotation, cellular component: Golgi membrane; endomembrane system; SNARE complex. Bases 412 to 1452 code for a protein of 346 amino acids. The transcript has 11 exons. Lineage: Eukaryota; Metazoa; Chordata; Lepidosauria; Squamata; Varanidae. Gene Ontology annotation, molecular function: SNARE binding; SNAP receptor activity. The record is from RefSeq and is a predicted model, not a curated record.